CUGUUUUUUAUUUUGAUUACUUAUUCUUACGAUUAGAAUCAUUUAUAUAUCUCCAUUAUGAUAAAUUUGAGAACAUUUCAUACAAAAAUCGGGCAACACAUUUAUCAACAGCAUCAACAUGUAAUAACCCAGCGUAAAAUUUCAUCCAUUUCUGCAAAAUGUGGUUCUGUGAGAAGAGUGAAUAACUACAAGAAUAGCAACACUUCCACUGCAUGUGUAUUCCAAUUACAACAACGAGGACUUUCAGAAGCGGCAAGUGUUAAUGCUGCAGCAUCAACAAUACAAGUGCAAUCGCCAUUCAGCGGAAUUUGGUUGUCCCUCUCACAAAGCACACCUGUUGCCUACAUGCAAGAUGCGCUAAUAGCGUUACAUGACAGCAGCGGUUUACCAUGGUGGGCUUCUAUUGUUAUGUCUACGGUGCUCUUUCGCACGUUUAUAACAUUACCAUUAGCAAUAUAUCAACAUAAAAUAAUGGCACGCCUAGAGCUACUCGUUUUGGAAAUGCCAGCAAUUGUAGCUGAGUUAAAGAAGGAGGCUGCUAUAGCAAUGAAAAAAUUCAAAUGGUCUGAGAGUCAAACCAGAGUGGUAUAUAAUCGGUCGCUAAAGAAGCAAUGGAAUGCUUUAGUGGUGCGUGAUAACUGUCAUCCGGCAAAAACAUUUAUUGUGCUUUGGGGUCAAAUACCAUUAUGGAUAUGCCAAUCGGUAGCAUUGAGAAACCUUGUGCAUAUGAUGCCCGAUCCAACAGCACUGCAAGCACAAAUUAUUUGCACAGAAAUGACAGUAGGUGGUUUUGGUUGGAUACCGAAUCUGACUGAAGUUGACAGCUCAUACAUUUUGCCUGUUGCGUUAGGCUUAAUAAAUUUAAGCAUAAUAGAGAUGCAAACAAUAUUACGCAAUCGUCCUACCACCCGGUUGCAAAAAUAUGCAACAAAUGUAUUUCGUGUGCUAACCAUUGCUAUGGUGCCUGUGGCGUGUUCAGUGCCUUCGGCUCUUUGCGUUUACUGGGUCGCCUCUAGCGGUUACGGCUUGGCUCAAAAUUUAUUACUUACCACGCCUGCUGUGCGGCGCUCACUUGGAAUACCACUUACGAAAACAGAGGUACAGAACCCAUAUGAAAGAAUGUGGCUUAAAAUGAAAACAAUUACUGCGAAAACUGAUCAAAAAUCUGCAAAACAGCAAGCAGAUCACUCAAAUAGUGAAACAAAAACUAAAUAAAAAAUAUUUACUAACUAGCUGUUUGUUUGUAUUAAUUAGCGUUACGUAAGUAAGGUAAAAGUAGUAACAUAACGAUAUGCGACACAAUUGAUGUAAUAUAAAAAAUAUUGUUAGUAAAUUUUUCAACAAAAUUAACUUUUUUAAUUUAUGUGUUAUGCCAUAGAAUAUGUACAAAAGUGUGCAUAUAUAUAGUAUUGUAUAACUAAUUUUAUCAUUUUAAAUAACGUGACAUAUAUCAAUUUAUAUGUUGAAGUUUUUUCGAUAUUUAAUUGAAUUGAACUCCACCUUACAAAUAUAUAGACGUACAUAUUUGCCAGUGAUAUUAUUAUUAUUGCCAGAGUCGAUAAUUUAUGUUAAAAAUUUGUACAACCAAUCCACCUAAAUCCGCAUUAAAUUAUCUUCAUAUUUAUGUAAUAAAUAAAUAUUUCAAAUGCAUCUAAUAGAAGCAAAUUUCUUUGCUCAAUGCAUUUAAAUCGUAAAUGUU
Molecule: messenger RNA, 1699 nt
Organism: Ceratitis capitata (Mediterranean fruit fly)
Lineage: Eukaryota; Metazoa; Arthropoda; Insecta; Diptera; Tephritidae
Product: mitochondrial inner membrane protein COX18
Exons: 4
Coding region: 58-1215 (385 amino acids)
Biological process (GO): mitochondrial respiratory chain complex IV assembly; protein insertion into mitochondrial inner membrane from matrix
Cellular component (GO): mitochondrial inner membrane
Molecular function (GO): membrane insertase activity
Source: RefSeq, a predicted model, not a curated record